AUGGCACCACUUCUCCUGCUCUGCACACUGUGUGCCCUUCUUCUGCCCACCCUGAACGCUCAGGCGGUCACCGGCAAUAAGGCGACAAACGGCACCACCUGCCCGGAAGCGGACGUUGCCAUACGCGACGUCACCCCGCAGCAGUGUUGUGGCAGCUUUCUCGAGGCACACAAAGCCAUCAUCGACUGUAUGGGCAAAACCGGUACCGGCGCCGGUACAUCCUGCAUUGCGCACUGCAUCCUGCAGAACUUCCACACCCAGAAGCUGCUGGUCGGGUCGACGGUUUCGGUGUCGCAGAUGAUCACGAUCGGGCCGAAGCUGUUCGCGCACUACGAGCGCUGCCACACUGAUCUGUUCGAGUACGUGAUUGGUAAUGUGUUCGAUGGGGACUUUCGGCGCGUGAUUUGUGACGAGCGGUUGAACCGAUUCUUUGAGUGUAUGGUCAGGAGCUGGUUCGAGGACUGUUUGGGCUUCGAUGACGCGAAUCCUAAGUGUGGAGAACUGCAAAAGGUUGUCAAGUCGUCGAGCUGUAGCUUGAGCUCGUUCUUCACCAAACCCGAAACGGCGUAGUAGUCCUUGACAACUCGGUCCAUUGUGUC
Anopheles gambiae (African malaria mosquito) is the source of this 599-nucleotide messenger RNA. RefSeq lists its product as uncharacterized. The record is from RefSeq and is a predicted model, not a curated record. The coding region runs from base 1 to 570 and encodes 189 amino acids. The transcript is spliced from 2 exons. NCBI's taxonomy places the organism in Eukaryota, Metazoa, Arthropoda, Insecta, Diptera, Culicidae.